This is a messenger RNA of Chanos chanos (milkfish), 2625 nucleotides long. It is a transcript of the gene c16h5orf15, whose product is annotated as chromosome 16 C5orf15 homolog. NCBI's taxonomy places the organism in Eukaryota, Metazoa, Chordata, Actinopteri, Gonorynchiformes, Chanidae. The transcript has 3 exons. Bases 1 to 978 code for a protein of 325 amino acids. The record is from RefSeq and is a predicted model, not a curated record.
AUGGCGACGAUGGAGAAGUCAGGAAGAUUGUGGUUAAACGUGAGAGUUUGUGUUGUUUUGGUGGUUCUGCAGCUGUUUUCUUCGCGAUAUGUUUCAUGUGUUCCAUUAAACGGUAAAAGUCCUGCUGAAGAUCCCGAAGCACAGCCUGUAAAGACCUCUCUGGCCCCAGCAACUGCACAAUUUAACGAGGAAACCACGUCUUCUCAAGACACCACAACACCUCUGAAAAACACAACAGAGGCUUCGCCUGCCAAGACAUCAGCGACAAACACAACUUCUGAAUCUCGGCCCGCUGUCAGUAAGGGAGGCGACAAAGUGGCUGACGCAGUGAGCAACACAGCUAACGCUACUACGACUAGUACAGCAACUACUACGACUACUACUACUACUGCAACCACUUCUGCAGCAGCGCCAGCCAACUCCAACAGCUCCGAUGAGUCCCCUGAUAGGCCCAAGCCUGACGAGCCCACCAGCAAACCCCGCCCCACAGACAAAUCUGGACCAGUCCCAGACUACGACUCCACUGACUCCCCUGAGGUGGAUAUAGACAGACCCUACAUUGAAGACGAUGAGGAGGAUGACUACAGUGAAUACCAGAGCAACCCUCCAUACAUAGGGAACCCUGACUUCACCAGAAACCUGGCCAAUGAGGACUUUACCCAGGACGAGGAUGACAUAGGUCCAGACCUGGGCCAGGCAGGAGGCCCUGCCAAAAUCGACGUCCACUUGAAGCAGACCACCAUUUACACCACAGAGAGUGACGAGGACUCCCACUUCUUCUUCCACCUGGUCAUCAUUGCCUUCCUGGUCGCCAUCGUCUACAUAACCUAUCACAACAAGAGAAAGAUCCUCCUGUUGGCUCAGAGUCGACGCUGGAGAGAAGGCCUGUGCUCUCGCAGCGUGGAGUACCGACGUCUGGACCAGAAUGUUCACGAGGCCAUGCCCUCUCUCAAAAUGACCAAUGACUACAUCUUCUAGAGCCCAGACACACGCUGCAGUAGCUCUAAUGCCCGCCUUAUCUCUGGAGAUUCUCUGAUUGGUUAGAAUAGAGGACAGACACAGUGUCCACCACACCUGUGUCGUCUGUGUAUAUUUAGAGCUGCCCAGUGGCUCUGGUGUUGGUAUAUUUUAUAUGGUUGUUUGGGGCUUUUCCCUUAGUUUUUCAUGCAUCUCACUGUUUCAGACCCAUGUAGAUGAAUGGAAAAGGAAGAUGUGUUUGUCUAAACCCGACCGGUUUCUCAGCCUUGCUGUACCUGUACCGAAGUGCACAAUGUUUUUCUUUUUCUUUUCCCGCCUCUUUCAAUGCCUGCCUUUGUUUACUGUUUCAUGAGUGAGGGGGGGGGGGUCUGUCUUUUUUUUUAAACAGUUUAAAAUGAGCCAGUGCUUCAGUUUUAGGUUGAUGAUGUGUAGGUCUUCAGAAUUCAGAAGUGAACCUGAUUUGUGAUGCUGAUUUUUGAACGCAGUAGUCUCUUGUGUUGGCUGAUACCCUGAACGGCCUUGGCAGUCCCAGUAUCACCAGUACAAAUGCCAUGUCUCUGUUCUGGGCGGCCCUCCGCUGACGGAGACGUGCAGACGUGAUCAGAUCAGAGCGUCGGUUGCUUUUACACAGCCCAUAACAAACCUGUCAGUCCCUUCACUGCACCUGGUUUGGUGUGUGUGUGAUUUUCAGUCUGGUGUUUGUGUAUUGAACCCAUGCUCAGGACACACUAAUGUGUCUGUACUAUCAGAACAUUCUCCUCUGGUCACACUGCGGAUCUCUAUACUACAGUUCAUUUCUGUGGCCAGGGAAAUCACAGUCUCCCAUUGAACUGAAGUCUGGAGAUUUACUGUCUGCUGAUCCAGACUUUGUUGUUGGCAUUGCCAUUGUAUUAAUUUAAUGUAGUAUUUCUGGGGGUUUUUUCUUGAUUCUUUUUGCCAUUUACAGUGAAAUGAUUGAUGGAUUCAGCACUUUCCAUAACCCACUGUGGUAGAUUUUUAAAAAAUUACUGUAAACGCAUUAAAAUCUGUAGAAAGUUCACACAGGCGAUGUUAGUGGGUAAGUGUGAUGUAAUCUGGUUGGCCAGGUGGGUGUCUGGGGGUGGGCUUUGUUUUAUGACUUCAGUGAAGUUACUUACACGACUUGCGCUAUUGUGACAAAUGUACUCUGUCCUCAACAAAACUCAUCAUGUAAGAUAAGAGAAUCAACUUUUCUUUUUUUUUGGCACUUGGCUUUGUCUUCAGGUUAGAUGAGUGUUAUUUUUCUUAACUGUUGAUAAAUGUCUACGCAGAAUCUGUAUCAUUGUUUAGAGGAGCUAUUGUAGACAUACUGAUUUGCCAACCUAAAACUCUGUAACUCUGUGCUCAGACUUUGGUAAUACUGGGAUGGUCUCUGGCUGGUUGGAUUCUCAGAUGCAGUGGCGUGUCUUGGCAGUGCUCUCUCUGUCUGCCUGUGUCGUGUGUUUGCAGGGUGUCAGGCUGGUGUAGGGCUGUGUUAAUGGUACGUUGAUAAUCAGAAGCAUUAAUAAGAGAGCUGGAGAAGGUCUCUCCAGGCAUGUGAUGUAGGGGAGAAUACUCCUGGACACUACUUCUGCAUUCAGCUAUUUAAACUCUGCAGUAUUUCACCAAUAAAGCUCAGCCAUCACUGGA